Molecule: messenger RNA, 1008 nt
Organism: Pollicipes pollicipes
Lineage: Eukaryota; Metazoa; Arthropoda; Thecostraca; Pollicipedomorpha; Pollicipedidae
Product: homeobox protein prophet of Pit-1
Exons: 5
Coding region: 240-980 (246 amino acids)
Biological process (GO): regulation of transcription by RNA polymerase II
Molecular function (GO): DNA-binding transcription factor activity, RNA polymerase II-specific; RNA polymerase II transcription regulatory region sequence-specific DNA binding
Source: RefSeq, a predicted model, not a curated record
GACGCGGGCUGUCGGCCGCCGGGCGCGGGGCGUGCCGAGCGGCGCCACCAGUUUGGAUCUAUAAAACUCUAUCUUUCGUUCUAACGUCAUUAGUCACCAUUGGCUGCUUCAUCAUAUGUCGCGCGGCACCGGGCCGAGCCGCCCGCCUGCAUUAAUGCCGCAAACCUGAUUUGUGGCCUGUAUCGGCGGCGACGGCGGCCGGUUCGGAGGCGCAGCGGCGGCCCGGCGGCCGCGACCCCAUGGAGGGCUACCAGGUGCGGACGCCCGGCCUGGCCGACGACAGGGACAAGCGCAAGGUGGACGACUUCUCGGGCCUGUACGGCCUGGACAACACGCUCCGGCCGCACCCAGAGCACGCAGGAGGCGAGGGAGCGUUCAAGAAGCUGAAGACGGAGGGUGGCUCGGGAGGCGUGGCUGCCGGCCACAGCCCCACCACGUCCGCCUGCCCGACACCUGCCCGCAGGCGACACCGCACCACCUUCUCACAGGAGCAGCUGCAGCAGCUGGAGGCGGCGUUCGCCAAGUCACAUUACCCCGACAUCUACUGUCGGGAGGAACUAGCCAGAACCACCAAACUCAAUGAGGCACGCAUUCAGGUGUGGUUCCAGAACCGGCGGGCCAAGUACCGCAAGCAGGAGAAGCAGCUGCACAAGGCGCUGGCGCCGUCGGCGCUCGGGCCCUGCAACACGGCCCUGAUGCGCAACAUCUACCCUCCGUCCAGCCGCGGCUACCAGCACUACCCGACGGCGCAUCAGUCAUUCAACAGUAUGAACCGCUACCCACAGAUGGCGGCCACGUCGUACCCGACCAUGGCCCAGCCCUUCGCCAUGGGUCACUCGACACACAACAUGACCGCCGUCAGGAAUGACAUGGGCAUGCCGAUGGAGGACGAGUGGUACAACAAGUCACUCACCGCGCUGCGCAUGAACACCAGCCAUCACCCAAACUUGUCUGCUCCUAUGCUCCAGUACCAAACGUGAACGAGGGCGCCGAGCUGGGCUUCUGGUC